AUGGCAAUCUUUAAUGAAGGCAACACACAAGAUUCAUCAAAUUUAUCUCCUCAACAAGAAAAUUCUUCAGCUUCAUUUAAUAUUAUAGAAACAUUAAAUAAUGAAUAUCAAUCAACAGGUGGAUUACCUUUACAUAUUGCUACUGGACCUGAGCCUGUUGGGGAAGGCUUUUUUUCUUGGCUUCGAUGGAGUAGAGCUUCAACCAGAAAAUUGGAAGGGGCUGAAACUCGUUUACUUGGAGGGGUUACUUCCUUUGUUACUAGAAAAUUUGUGCCGGUUCGUCUUUGGCAUAGUUCUGUCGCCACACUUACAGCAAAAUUAACAGCUGAGGCUUCAGAAAGUAAAUGUCCAUUUGUGCUUGUUCAUGGAUUUGCCGCUGGUAUUGGUAUUUGGGCUGCCUGUUUGGAUGAAUUAUGUAAGAAAAGAACCGUUCAUGCUUUUGAUAUUUUGGGCUUUGCACGCUCUAGCCGUCCUAUGUUUAGUGAGGACCCAACUCUGGCUGAAUUAGAAUUUGUCCAAUCAAUAGAGGAUUGGCGUAGAGCAAUGGGAAUUGAAAAGAUGAUACUUGUUGGGCAUUCUUUUGGUGGAUAUUUAGCUUCAUCCUAUGCAUUGGAGCAUCCUUCGAGAAUUCGUCAUUUGGUAUUGGUUGAUCCGUGGGGAUUUCCUGAACGCCCUCAUGUUGAACAGCGUCAUAUUCCUGUUUGGAUGCGUGCGUUUGGCAAAGUUCUCUCCACAUUUAAUCCUUUGGCUACACUGAGGGCGGCAGGACCAUUUGAUUUGGGUAUUCGAUAUUCUAAUCAGGAUCCGGAUGCUAUUUUUGAAUAUAUUUAUCAAUGUAAUGCUUUGAAUCCAACAGGGGAGAUUGCUUUCUCUUCAAUGACUAAACACUAUGGCUGGGCUCGUCGGCCAAUGAUUAAUAGAUUUAAUGGUAUCGAUCCGUCAGUUCCCGUCACAUUUAUUUGGGGAGGAAAGUCUUGGAUGGAUCCAGAUCCAUCAUAUGAAAUACAAGCACGGAGACAGGACACUUCUUAUGUGGAUGUUCAGAUUGUUUCCUGUGCCGGUCACCAUGUUUAUGCAGAUGCUCCAGUUGAAUUCUGUCGUUUAUUGUCACAAAUUUCAGAUACAGUUGAUGCAGAUGCUGAUUUACCUGAUUCGCCAGAAAGCUCCAGUAAUGAAUAAUUGUG
Meloidogyne enterolobii is the source of this 1184-nucleotide messenger RNA. NCBI's taxonomy places the organism in Eukaryota, Metazoa, Nematoda, Chromadorea, Rhabditida, Meloidogynidae. The record is from the annotation of a GenBank genome assembly.